AUGAGUGACAAAAUUCCCUCUUGGAAUGUCGUCCACAAGCUGGAGAAGCGCCAGCUUCUCAUUGGAAUCAACUGUGUAGCCGCGUUGUCUAUAUUGUUCUUCGGAUACGAUCAAGGAAUGAUGGCCGGUGUUAACAACGCAAAGGAUUAUAUCGAUCUCAUGGGCUUCGGUUAUACUGAGAUGGUGGAUGGCAAGGUGAAACCGGUGGUCACCAAUUCCUUGCUACAAGGUGGUAUUGUGUCGGUCUACUACCUGGGAACACUUUUCGGUGCACUACUGGGUGGCUGGCUUGGAGACCGCAGAGGAAGAAUCAAGACCAUUGCAGCGGGUGCUUUGUGGGCUAUUCUGGGCGCGGCCCUGCAGUGUUCGGCACAAAACCACAAUUGGAUGAUAUGCGCGCGUUUCGUCAACGGAAUUGGAACCGGAAUUUUGAACGCUAUCGUUCCUGUCUGGGCUACUGAGACGGCUGAACAUACUUCGCGUGGACAGUUCAUUGCCAUUGAAUUUACGCUGAACAUUUUUGGUGUUGUGUUGGCCUAUUGGUUGGAGUUUGGCCUAUCUUUCAUCGACAACGGAGAGUCAGCCUUCCGCUGGAGAUUCCCCAUUGCAUUCCAAAUUCUCUUCCUCAUAACCCUCUUUGUGGCUGUCUGGUUCUUCCCAGAAUCACCUCGAUGGCUCGUUAAAGUCGGCCGGGAGGAAGAGGCCCGCUACAUUCUACAUCGUCUACGUGGAUCUAGCGGAGAGGACCUCCUCCGAGCGGAAGCCGAGUUUCAGGACAUCCUAAGCAUUGCGGAGCUAGAGCGGACAGUGAACCACGGUGACUCAUAUCUGUCUAUGCUGAUUGGCUACAGAUCCGGCGACCUGCAUAUCGGCCGCCGUGUGCAGUUGGUCAUUUGGCUACAGAUCAUGCAGGAAUGGGUUGGUAUUGCAGGAGUUACUGUUUACGCACCAACUAUAUUUGGCAUUGCUGGAUUUGAUUCAACGAAGAGCCAGUGGAUUAGUGGAUUGAACAAUGUCUUCUACAUGUUUGCUACUCUAGUUUGUGUGUUCACUCUCGACCGCAUCGGUCGCCGGUGGACUUUGUAUUGGGGCGCGGUUGCCCAGGGCAUUGCCAUGUUCCUUGCGGGUGGAUUUUCCCGUCUCGCCAUUGACAACAAGGCAGCCGGUGACAUGAGCAAGGCAUCCUCGUAUGGUGCGGCCGCAGCUUCGAUGAUUUUUAUCUUUACAUCUGCAUUUGGAGCUUCGUGGCUCACAGUCCCUUGGGUUUAUCCGGCUGAGAUCUUCCCCCUGGCUGUUCGUGCACGUGGAAAUGCCUUUGGUGUUGUCGGAUGGAGUAUUGGAAAUGGAUGGCUGAACCUUGAGACUCUCCUCUGCCCCGUCAUGUUCAAUGCCAUUGGUGAAAAGACACUCUACAUCUUCGGCGCCAGUAAUCUCAUCGCUAUCCCCAUUGUGUGGGCUCUGUAUCCAGAAAGCAACCAGCGCACGCUAGAGGAUAUGGAUCUCCUAUUCGCGGCCAACACCCCCUGGACCUGGGAUGCUGAGAAAACCUUUGCACGCCUCAAGGUGGAAACCCCAGGCAUGGUGCAGUCUCUCGGCCCCAAGGUCAGUGUGGUAGACCCGGAGACUGGAAAGCCUUUUUCUGUAGCUGCGGUUGUUGCUGCCUCCAAGGCAGGUGAUAAUGCUCCCGCAGAUCCACAGACCUCGAUACCAACCCCAGACCAGAAAGACCCUAAACCCCAGAAAUUCCUCCAACCUGCAGCACUCACCGCGCAAACCCAAAAAUCUCUCCGCCGCAUAUCCCUGCACCCAACGCUAACCCCCUACCGCCGGCGCGUGUAUCGGACGCUCCUGUCCGUCCCGCCAGGUCGGUGGACUACAUACUCGGCGAUGGCGACGUACCUAGGCUCCAGCGCGCGUGCGAUCGGCAAUGCAAUGCGCAGCAAUCCCUUUGCGCCGGAGGUGCCGUGUCAUCGGGUCGUUGCGGCGGAUGGGUCGUUGGGUGGGUAUAAGGGGGAAUGGAAAGUUGAUGGGCACAAGAGUGGUGGUGGGUUCUGUGAGGAGAAGAAGUUGAGACUUGAAGAGGAGGGGGUUGUAUUUUUGGAUGGGAAGGUUAGGGGAAUUUGCUUUAAGGAAUUUGUGGAUUUGGGGGCUACAUGA
Penicillium digitatum Pd1 is the source of this 2157-nucleotide messenger RNA. Lineage: Eukaryota; Fungi; Ascomycota; Eurotiomycetes; Eurotiales; Aspergillaceae. The record is from RefSeq and is a predicted model, not a curated record.